Molecule: messenger RNA, 15103 nt
Organism: Passer montanus (Eurasian tree sparrow)
Lineage: Eukaryota; Metazoa; Chordata; Aves; Passeriformes; Passeridae
Gene: TRAF3
Product: TNF receptor associated factor 3
Exons: 16
Coding region: 6193-7896 (567 amino acids)
Biological process (GO): regulation of canonical NF-kappaB signal transduction; tumor necrosis factor-mediated signaling pathway; regulation of cytokine production
Cellular component (GO): plasma membrane signaling receptor complex
Molecular function (GO): zinc ion binding; tumor necrosis factor receptor binding
Source: RefSeq, a predicted model, not a curated record
GAGCCGGGAGAGCAGCGGGCUUCGCCGGGGAUUUCCAGCCCGAGCGGGCGGGAGAGGAAGUGCGGGGCGGGGGGAGACGGCGCACAGCGGUCGGGACUUUCCGCCGGGCUGGCGGUCGCCUUCGCCCGGCUCCAGCUGCCGCCCGCCGCCCCGCUCCCCGCACACGCUCGCAGGCAGGGGCCGAGCGCGCUGCACCCGCAGCCCGUGCCGGGACCUCGGCGGCGGCCGGUGCCCGGGGACAGAUCAGCCUGCGGCGGAGCGGCGCGGACUCUCCUGCCCGGACGCACUCGCACUCCAGGGCUUUGCAGAUUAACCUAUGACUGACUCAUAAUCUGAGAACUGCAGUGGCUUGUAAAAUAGGAAGCAGGAAGGCCCAAGUGCUUAGGCUUUAACUGAAUCAAGACCAGCUCUCAGCAGUGGGAAACAAUGUAUUAAUCAGUCGGAAGCACAGACUGCAGGCUUGUGUGUCACUGGGGUUUGUGUUGUGAAUUUUUUUCAUGUAAACAGGUAGGUAGGAACAAUUCUUCUGCUGUGUAUGUUUUUAAUAUGUAUGUUGAGAAACCUCAUGGCAGUUGUGUGAGUUGGGUUUUUUUUGGUGGGAUUUUUGGGUUGGUUUUUUUGUUUUUGGGGUUUUUUUUAGUAUUAGUAUCAUUGCAUGACACCAUAAAGUACCUCAUUCUCCUUUGCAUUUUCACAUCUUUAAGUUGAUGAUAUUAAUUUAAAAAAUCGUCUUCAGUGCCUGGGUUUGGUUUAGUUAUGAAUGAAGAUGAUACCUCAAAAGUCAGAACAAGUUUCAUUCUCAUUUCUAUAAAUAAACCCUCUUGUAGCAUUGUUCUGUCUCAUUGUGUGCCUUGCACACAAUCAGAAUGGACUUUUUGGCAAGUUCUGCAUUCUGCCUGGUGGACUUAAGUUGCAUGAUAGUAUAUGGAGGCUGGGUUUUUUUGUUUCUUCAGUUGUACUUGCAAGGAAGGUAAGCAAAUAAUUAUCUGUAUUUCACAAAAAAAAAAAUCUUCCUCUGAGAUGUUUGAUUUCAAAUAGAUUAAAAAUAUUAUUAGAACUCAUAGGUGGUAACCAGCUUCCUCAGUCAGCCACAGCCCAAUUUGGAAAACUGCAUUUAACCUUACUUGCAAGAGGAGAAAAUGUCCUGAAUCCUUUAGAACAGCACCUUAAGUAUGUUUGGGACUGUGCUUUCCUUCCUUGUUCCAUUCUACUUUUUCUGGAGUUUAAAAAGAAAUUAUGCUUCUAAAAAAAAAAGUUAGUCCUGUUUGCCUUCAGUUUAAGCUUUAAAUUAGGAAUGGAUAAAAGAAGUGAAACGUGCUCCUUUCAACCUCUCAUGACCAUAGGAAAUCCGUCAGUCCUUCAGGUGAGUGCUGGGGGUUGUGUCUCUGCAGAGGAGCAGCAGCUGAUGCUCUGGGACUACUCUGUGGCUUUUUCCUCGGAACAGGUACAGCUUUGUAAAGCUGGAAGGUAGAGAGGCUCUUUCAGAAUUCUCUGUGGAAAGGCAUAAAAAUUAACCUUUUUACUAUACUAGUACUAGACCAUAUGUUAAGCACUGUGACUAAGAACUUCUUGUUGGUAAUAAAUUAUGUGAAUUAAUGAUGAUGCUUAUAUACAAAAGUUCAUGUUCUUGUCACAAUAAGUUUUUUGUAGGUUCACAUAACAGUAUAACGAGUCCUUUUUAGGUUGUGAUGUAGAAGUAGCAUCUGCAGGAUGCAGGAAAAGGAAGUAGUCUGUUGGAAUAGUUGAACAAUCUUUUGGCCUUUUCUCUUUCUGUUUUACUCUCCCACACAGGACCAUGAACAAUUUAUGAAGCAGACCUGCUAUCUUUCUGUGAGAUUUUUUUUUUUUCCCUUGGCCACAUCUCAGUUGAUGCUAGAUGUUUAGUGUCAUUUUCCUAAGAAAUCUUGUGUGCCUCUGUGCUGGUAUGUGAAUGCCUGCCAGAAAGCAACUAGGCUACACAUGGCUGUCUUGAAGUAAUUUUUCACUGUCCUGAAGCAAAAGAGGUUAAGUAUUCAGGUGCUAGUCUUAGACUAACUGCAGAAACAAACAAAAAAAAAUUAAAGGUCUUAUUUUCCUAUUUAUGUUUGUUUUUUAGGGGAAAGGGAUAUUUUUAGUCCUUCUUCUUCCCAACUUUAUCAAGAUAUAAUUGUUUUUGUGUUCCUUAUUUCUAGUUCUUUUUUCACUUUUGACAGUUCCUAGCUUAAGACUGGAGCCCUAUUAUACAAGGUAAUACAUAUGAAGAGAUGGGAACUUGGUAGGUGCCCAGGUAAGAUCAGAGAAAGGGGAUCUGUUCCUCAAAAAAGGAGAGUAGAAAUAUACAGAAGUGCAUUAAGUCACGCAGAAAGUCUGUUAUAGCUUUCUGCUUUUGUUCUUCUCUUUCAAAGCCAGCAGGCCUCUCUUUCCCCUUUUCAAAUUUGUGAUCAUGUUUUUAAAAUGUUUUAUGUCAUGUGGUCUGCAAACCAAGGGAGGCAUUUGAAGCUGAAGAUGACCUUUAGUGGUAAAUUCUUUUCAGUAGAUAAAAAUUGAAAAUAAAACUAACUGAAACUUUGCUUGGGAGCCUAAACUGGGUAUAUAUUAUCCACUACAGGCAUGUCAAUGUUAACUAAGCCAUGUUAGAAGAAAAACUGUAAAGUCACUGUUUCAGUGCAUGAGAACUCAGCAGCCCCUGCAAAGAGUAAGCAAAGGACAUGUGCACAGCUUUGAGAAAUUAACCUCCAUCUGUUGGUGAGGGAGUGGGUAGUAGUUGUUUUCAUUGUAUCUGAGUCUAUACCUAUGUUGCCCAUUAUAUUGGCCUUUUAAGGGAAAGCAGAACCUUCAAACACGCCCCUAAAACCAGCCAGCCUUAGCACUGCUUUGAGCCAAACCCCCAAAGGAUGCAUCUCCCUCCAAACUCUCUCAUUUCCUUCCUGCUCAUGCCCAUAGAACACGCUCUGAUUGCUGCCUACUGCCCCUCUCCUGGGGCUGCACAGGAGGUGCCAGAGGAACGUGGAGGUUUCUGAGCUUUCCAUGUUAUUGCCAGCAGGUGCUCAGCCCUGCUUAAUGUUCCAGUGAGGCUGAACCAGAGGAGACUGAGCAGGAUGCUCCCCCAAGGAGGACCUGGAUCUUCAGGGAUAAUAGGUUGCUGAUGGUAGGCAGCUGCGAUGAGCUAAAAGAUCUGGCCUGGAGCCUGGCUCUGCAGGAUGCAGAAGGAAGGAGGGGUGGAAAGCAGUGAUGAGCCUAUUGUUUCAAAUGAGCCAACAACUUCUGAUUGACACCGAGGGCUCCUUGUUGUUCCCUUUGCUCUUAAACACAGCUGUAGAGGGGGAUGGAGGUAACUCAAAUUAGAGAUUAAACUUCCAGUGUCCAGAAAGGCAGUGGGCAUUAACUGAGAAAAAAAAAAAAAGGAUAAAAUUCCAUCUGAAUACAAGAAAAGGCUGUGGAUGUUCUCAGACACUGCAACAGGCUGCCCAGUGUGGUGGUAGAGUCACUCUGCAAAUCCUCAAAACCUGAUGGGUGGCUGUGCUGGGCAGCUCUGCCUGACCCUGUCUGGGCAGAGGGGGCUGGCCUGGAUGGUCUCCAGAUGUCCCUUCCAACCCCACUGCUUCUGUGAAAGCUUCUUUAAUAUUUGGAUGCAUUCUUUUGCUGCUGUUGUGGAACACUUGGGUAUAAUUACAAAUGCCCCUGCUGGGCACUUGUCUCACAAAUACUGCUGUUGUGUAAUCACGGCAGUUUUAAUUGUAUAGGGAAGGCAUCCAAGUGCUAAGUAGUUAAUUGACUAAACUCCCCAAUUUAACAAUGAAAGCAAAAAAAAAAUCCACCAGUAUCUCCCCAUUGCCUGAGCUGAGAAAACACCAAAACAUCCUGAACCUUACAAGACAUUUUGGUUUUAAUCCCUUAGAAUAUUACGGCUAUGAGAAUUAAAGGUAGCUGUAUUAUAACAAAAUUGUUUAUUAUUUUCCUCUCAUUCCUUCUAGUUUUUCCACAAAGUACUACCCUCAAAUUAUCCUGUGAAAAAUGGAAUAAAAAGUAGGCAGGAGCAUGAGGAGGAACAGCAGAGAAAAUGCUAAGCAAUCCCAACCAAACUGCAGUUUAUGCCUUCCAGCCCACGACUAGGAAGUCAUGAGAUUAUUUGAAAGAACUUUGCUGUGUUUCUUUGCUGGGCUCUUUCAGCCCUCCCCCAGUUGCAUUUUGCACAGCCCUCAGAAAGACUGCAGUGCAGUAGUUGGCAAGGAGGGAAUUACUAGGAGGGAAAAUCAAGCUGUGGUGGCUCCUCUUGCAGUGUGGUGUUGCUGAGAUCUGCAUUUUGGAGGAGGUAAUGAACGGCUGCUGUUGGAUUUCCAAUUCAGAAGUCUGGAAGCUUGCAGAAAAAAGGAUGUGAAUAAGUUUCCAUUUAAUGUCCCUAGAGUGCAUGGCAUGCUGGACAGCCACUAAGCUUAUUGAUGCAGUGAUUUGGGUUUUCUUCUUGAUACAAAACACCUGCAGUUUCUGCCUAAUACUUUGUUUUUAAUCCUCUGUGCUCAGACAGUGGAGAAUAAGGUAAGGUACUUUUUGUUGACUAACAUAUAAAGGAUAAUGGAAGUAAUUUCUGUAUGUUGUAGCAUGCAACAAUAACUGUGCUUGUUGGAAAGUAAAAGUUUUGAUUGCCUUUUUUUAUUGCUUGUAAUUCAUUGAAAUUCUUUGUAAUAAUUUCCCUGAAUUAUCUGGUGUAUUCAAGUUGAGAAACAGUUAUGUGUACUUCAUUAGUAUUAAAAGAGUGUUUUUUAGUCGGUUUUCACUUUGGUUUUCCAACAUAAUACGGAAUUAUUUUCAAGAUCAAUUAUUUUCAAUUGUUUUGAAAAUGUUCCUUUUUUUAUGUUAAUCUUAGGAGCUAAAUCCCCAAUCCUUUCUAUGUCUUACCAAUAUCUCUGGAUUUUUUUUUUCAUGCCAGAUUUUUAAGGGUGUAGCACUGUCAUAGUGCUGCUUUUCAUCUGUGGAGUGCACUUGUUUAGUAAGAAUGAAACUUUGGAGGCGCCUUAAUUCUCUGUGGUUUGGAAGGGGUUGGUUGGUGACUUGGGAGGGAAAGGAGAGGCUGAAAGCACAAAACUCCCUGCACUUAAUUUGGAUUUAUACCUAAGAAUACGAAGGGGCAUUGGCCUGGGGUCAUUGAUAUGAUUGGUGUCUGGAGUCAUGUCACACCUAAGAGUUUUAGAACUUCAUUUUUUUGCUGAGUUAAUAUGCAAAUGUUUAGUACAGAAAUUUGUACUGCUUUCAUGACAUCUGUAGCUAUAAUGGGCUGACUUGUAAUUUAUAUACUGUUUUGGUGGGGAAAGUGUAUGGUUGCAGAUCUCCUUUUUGUUUGAGUAAGCAUUUAUUCUUAGAGUUUUCUGUAAAUCUCAGUGCUGGGCUAUUUUUCCAGGUACUGUGUUUCUAGAAUGAGCCAGAUUGGGCUUUCAUUGGCCUGUGUGUGUUUUGCCAGGAUCCGUAACCACUCAUUAGCACGUUACUUACUCUGGUUGUGGUCCAAAGUAGCAUUGCUGCUACUUUGUUAGCAGCAGUAGCCUUUCCUUUCCACUUCCUGAGGACCAAAGGUGAAUUGUAGCACAUGACUAAGAUUAAAAAAAAAUCAGAAAGCCACGAAACCCCCUGUGCGAGUUUUACAGCCUCCUUCGUGGCUAAGUGCUAUCUUGGUCUCGUGUUACAAAGCCCCGCACUUCAGCUGUGGCGAGGGGAGCGAAAGCCUGGUGGGUGCAGGGCCAGGUGAGCAUUUCUGUGACACUGUGACCUUCCGUAGCCAGCUGUGUGACUGCUGAGGCCGAUCUGUGUGACUGCCGGGGCCAUUCCUGUGUGCAGGAUGACAUCGGGGAGCGCGCUGCCCGGCCGGGCCCUCAGUGCCGGCCUGCCCGGCGCCGCCCGGGAACGUCGCUGCCCUGGCACCGCGGAGUAGCUGCCCGGCUUGGCCACGGUGCGCGGCUGGACGCUGGGCUAGGGCAAAGAAAGAAACCAGGCAGACUGUAGCAAAGCUCCCUUUAUUGGCAGGAGUAAAGAGAACCCUAUCAGAGCAUUGAGAAAGCCUAUUCUUCUUUCUUCUCAAGCUGCGGAUCAAAUGAGAUUCAAAUAAAACGAAGGAAAUUCUCUUCUGUUGUCUGUGAAGGACAAUUGUUACAUGAGAAGGAACAUAUAAUUUCCAGACUGAUAGUUUACCAGUCAGCAAGUAAUUAGAAACUAUCUUAGAGCAUGGACCCCAGUAAGAAGUCAGAACCCCCUUUAUCUGUAGAAAUGGUACAGCAGAGGGCCAAUCCUGACCGCAGUCCAUCAGCAUCCAUCUAUGUUCCAGAGCAAGGUGGCUACAAAGAGAAAUUUGUGAAUGCAGUGGAAGAUAAGUACAAAUGUGAAAAAUGUCACCUCAUCUUAUGCAAUCCUAAACAGACUGAAUGUGGACACAGGUUCUGUGAAACCUGCAUGAAUGCCUUGCUGAGAUCUUCUAGUCCAAAAUGUACAGCAUGUCAAGAAAGCAUAGUAAAAGAUAAGGUAUUUAAAGAUAAUUGUUGCAGGAGAGAACUACUUGCCCUUCAAAUAUACUGCAGAAAUGAAAACAAGGGCUGUAAGGAACAGCUAUCUUUGGGUCAAUUACUGAUGCAUUUGAGGACUGAUUGUCAGUUUGAAGAACUCCCAUGUCCUCGUGCUGAUUGCAAAGAAAAAAUACUGAGAAAAGAUUUGCCAGACCAUGUAGAGAAGACCUGUAAAUACCGGGAGACAACCUGUAAAUACUGUAAAAGCCAAGUCCCAAUGAUUAUGUUGCAGAAACAUGAAGAUACAGACUGCCCAUGUGUCAUGGUUUCAUGUCCUCAUAAAUGUAGUGUUAAAACGCUCAUGAGGAGCGAGUUGAAUGCACAUUUGUCAGAAUGUAUUAAUGCCCCAAGUACCUGUAGUUUUAAGCGUUAUGGCUGCACUUUUCAGGGAACAAACCAACAAAUUAAAGCACAUGAAGCCAGCUCAGCAGUGCAGCAUGUUAACUUAUUGAAAGAGUGGAGCAAUGCUCUAGAAAAUAAGGUGGCCUUGCUCCAGAAUGAAAGUUUGGAAAAGAACAAGAGUAUACAAACUUUACAUAAUCAGAUUUGUAGCUUUGAAAUAGAAAUUGAAAGACAGAAGGAAAUGCUGCGGAAUAAUGAAUCUAAAAUACUUCAUUUACAGCGAGUGAUAGACAGUCAAGCAGAGAAACUCAAAGAACUGGACAAAGAAAUCCGUCCCUUCCGACAGAACUGGGAGGAGGCUGACAGCAUGAAGAGCAGCGUGGAAUCCCUCCAGAACAGAGUGACUGAGCUGGAAAGUGUUGAUAAAACUGCAGGGCAAGGAGCUCGGAAUACAAGCCUGCUGGAGACCCAGCUGAGCAGGCACGACCAGAUGCUGAGCGUUCACGACAUCCGGCUGGCUGACAUGGACCUGCGCUUCCAGGUCCUGGAAACUGCCAGUUACAAUGGGGUGUUGAUCUGGAAAAUCCGAGACUAUAAACGUCGGAAGCAAGAAGCAGUCAUGGGGAAGACUCUGUCCCUGUACAGCCAGCCCUUUUAUACUGGAUACUUUGGCUACAAGAUGUGUGCCAGAGUUUACCUGAACGGGGAUGGCAUGGGAAAGGGGACGCACUUGUCUCUGUUUUUUGUCAUCAUGCGUGGAGAAUACGAUGCUUUGCUUCCUUGGCCCUUCAAACAGAAAGUGACUCUCAUGCUCAUGGAUCAGGGACCGUCUCGACGCCACUUGGGAGAUGCUUUCAAGCCAGAUCCGAACAGCAGCAGUUUCAAGAAGCCAACUGGAGAAAUGAACAUUGCAUCUGGCUGCCCUGUCUUUGUGGCUCAAACUGUUCUAGAGAAUGGAACGUAUAUUAAAGAUGAUACUAUUUUUAUUAAAGUCAUAGUGGAUACAUCGGAUCUACCAGACCCCUGACAUACACUGGGGGAGGCGGAUUAAACAGAAGGCAACUCCGUUUGGGGGUUUUGUAUCAGUUUGUCUUCAAUCAGAGGUCCUAAAGCUCACAGAACCACCUUGUGGAACAGAUGGAAGAGUUUGAAGGCAUAACUGCAUAGGGUCCAAUUGCGAAAGUAGCAACACAUUAAGAAAUCAUACCAUGGUAUAUUUUUUAAUAGAACUAGCAACACUUGAGCUCUGACGAAUCACUUAUCCCUCGUCAGGAUAGUGGUUAUGGUCAGAGAGGAUUUUUUUUAACUUAUUAAUGAUCUAGUCAAUUGGAGGUGAAAAGACAUAUACAGUAUGUGCUGAAUCAAUUACUGACUUUUAUUUCUUUUAAGCUAGAAUACAAGAAAAACCCUUCACAUGUGGGCUAGCUGGAAAUUGUCAGCAUGUUAAAAGAAGAUGAAGUAAUGUUGCAAUUAUGAUAUUCUUUGAAAAACUGAGGUGCAAUCUUGUCUGAAAUAUAGUAUAUUGUCUUUUUAAGGCCUCAUCUGGUCUCUGUUUUAAUAAUUACUUUGUCAGAAGAUCUUGGAAAAGUAUCCAUGUCUUCUCAAAAGUAUCUGAAUCAAAAUCAUAUUUUUAUUUAAAGUUCUAUUGUUACAGAAAACAUUUUAUUUUAAAACUGUUGAUAGACUGAUAUUUCUUGGAAGAAAAAAUAGAAGAUAUCAAACACUGGUUAUCACUUGUGAUAGGAAAAAAAAACUAUUCAAUUCUGUUAUUUCUCUUUAGAAAUGUAAACCUACAAUAUAUGUCGUAGUUAAUGACACUAUUUCAAAAUUAAGGAAAAAUCACUCAUGGAUGCUGUGCAUCAUUAUCAGAUUUAUAAUUGUUUUCACCCUAAAAUAGGGCAUUUGUUGAACUUUGGAGUUCUAAACGGAAUCCUGUACAUUUUUUAAAGUUCUGCCCCAUGCUUUCCAAUCAAGCUAUAUAUGUUGCACAUUAUGCUGUCAGCAGUAUAUAGUAUUUUCAGUAUUGGGGAGGAGGAUUAGUGCUGAAAAAAGCCUCUAUGUUUGUUCUGUACUAGCAGCCAUUGCUUCAAGACAAACCAGCAAUGUCUUAAUACAGUGAUGGUGGCUUGCAUGCAUACAUGUGCCUUAGAUGUGCUGUGCUGCUUAUAAACCAUAGCUUUUUAUUCAGAUUAAUUCUGAUAUCUGAAAUGGUAGUUUAAUUGGACUUCAGGCAUAAUGUUUAGCCUUGUCUUCAGAGCCCUUAGGUACCUUGCAAUGUACGAAACAGAGGCCAAAGCCCUCUGCUUUGGCUUCUGCAGCUUCUAUGACUUGGCCAUGGUGGAAUCCAUCCUGUUGAGGUGCCAAAACGUUAUGCUCAGUGCUCCUAUGGAGCUUGGACUAGACAGUCUCCAUGGCCACUGCAAAGGCAGGCAACAUUUUUCCUCUAAUGCCUGUGGCUGUAAGGUGGCAUCACUUGAAACUAAUCCAUCUGAGAACUCUGGGGCUGUGAAUAUGGAUGCUCGUGGCAGCUUCUCAUAGCAGACAAGCAUCCUAAUGGGGAAUGCAUGGGCUUCUUUCUUGUAACAGCCUCAACUGUAGUGAAAAGCGUUUGCUAGCCCUGAAACAUGCUGAUUGCAACCUGCUGUGUUCAUCUGCUUCUAUUUAAUAGCCUGUGACAAGCAAGUCCAGAGACACAGCCUGACUGUGGUGCUCUUUAAAAUCCUGCUUAAGCAGAGCAGGCUUGCACCACUGUGUUUUCAGCCUUCGUGGGCUUGAAAAACCUAUUGCAUCUCAGCCUUUAGUGUCAGGCUGUAUCCGUUUUCUGCUUUUUUGAGGCAUAGUCACAAUUUUUGUCUAAGGUGCAGUUGAAUUCAUGCCUUUGUAUUUCAGCUUGUCUUUGCCGUUGUCUUUUUUGGCUGUGCCUUCACACACAGUGCCUGCAAGAAGUAUUUAUGGAUAUACAAUGCAUGCUAAGUGGUCUUCAUGGGUUUUCCAGGCACCUGCUAGAAUACUGCCUGCUGCUGAUUGUCCUGACUGUCAGCAGCAACUUGUCUUCCUUUUCUUGCCUUCCAUUGUCCGGGUACUUUACUCCCUCUAUGGUACGUGGCUGUCAACAGGUGCAAGCUCAAAUAUGGAGGCACGUGCUAGCAUUUAAUUUCUAGCACAGAAGGAGGAUGUUCUGCACAAGACAUAAAUAUCUACAGAUAUACCUGCAUCUAUAUCUCUAGAUAUAAUUGUAUGGCACUUGCAGUUUUAUGCAGGCUGCAUAAGUAAACCCAUCACUUACGCUUUAGGGCGAAGGUUCGCUCAACUUGUGUCAUUUUAAUAAUUGUGAAUGUAGGCAGCUGAGCUUUUGUGUUUGUGCAUCACAGAAUUUUACUGAAAACAGGAUUCCCAAGUGGAAAUGUCCAAAGGACUCUCCUCCCAUUGCUAAUGCAUGUCUUGUAAAAUUAAAUGAAACCGUUUGGCCAUCUCAAAACAGUUUAUAUCCUGUUUCAAUCUGGGACUUGGAGGAGAUUUUGAGUAUAAGCAGGGCCCGGCAUAUUCUGCAGAUUUGUGACUACAGUUUCCAACUUCUGUGACAGAAUUGUGCUUCUAAAUCCAAGCUCUUUAAAAGAGGAGGAAAAAAAAUAAUUUCCAGCCUUUGGUGAUUGAGGACUUUGAAACAUGUGAAUGUGAAAACCAAUAGGGAAGUCUUCCUGAGUCUGCACACAGCCUAAACUAGUAGCUUUAAGAGAUCUGAAUAUCUCGUCUUGGUGGGAUAUUGACUCAGAAACUUCACAGAGAAGUUUAAAUAUGAACACUGCUAACUAUCUAAAUGCCGAUCACUGUAGCAGAAACAUCAGUCACUGUUGUAUUUCACAGAUCUCUAUGCUGCUUUCCACAUCUCCCAAGUGCCAAAAGCACCAGCUGCCAGAAUCUUCAGCUUCACUUGGGCAGCUUUUAUAAUGCAGUAAUGUGCUAUCGAUAUAAAAAUAUUUUUGCAUAUGUGCUUUUUAUCACAGUUAAUAAAAUGGAGGCCUACUGCACUUAUUUUUUAAAACUACAUGAAGCUGCCAGAGAAUUUCCAGUUUGCCAACCCUGCGUACUGUGAAAUCCAGGAUCUUGCUACACAAAUGUAGACACCGCCUGCUGUGGAAUACCUGAAGCCUUGACUGUAACACCCCUUUCUCCACAGAACUCACAGGCCAUCUCUGUAGAGUUCUUACUGUGUACAUAGAAAUCGGUUUCCUCUGCUUUCCAGCAAGGAGUAUGUAGCAUUUUGUGAAAACAAGGCCACUGUAUAUUCUCUAAGUUGAAAGGAAAAGAUACCUGGUGCUUUACUCAACACUUUUAAGUUAUUUAACUGUUUCUCUCAUCGCUGAAAUGCCCUUUAUCCUUUUUCUCUUUGUUCCUGACUGAGAUAUCCGAAGUUUUCUAGGGACUGUCUGUUUAAAGUGAUUUCUGGGACAAAACCCUGCCCCUACGUAUACUCUUGAAUCCUGGCAAGCUCCUGGGGGCUGCCACUAUUGCCAGGGGGUCCCAGAGUAUUUGCAUUACUUUGAACAGAGCUCGUUCAGUGGAACCACGUUGUCCUCUACUUAGUAGUAAUUCUUAGCAGCACACAGCUGAAGUCUCUUGCUGGUGUUCUUUCUUCACGGUGACGCUCCAAGUUACGUACAAACCUCUUCUGUUUCCAGCUUCCUCUAGGGAGAUUCCAGUGUGUGACAAUCUGGAUGUUGCCCUUUGUGUACACUCUUCAGCACAGAGUGAGUGCACCUGUUACCUAGAAAGUCUUGAAUCCUAAGCAGGAUGAAACUAUUUGGGUGUUUGAAGACCAACCUGCAAUUAUGAUGCAUGACCAUGUCUGCAUUGCUUCUCUGAGCUAAUUAACUGGGGUCUUGUUUCAGUUACUGUCUACACGGUACACCUUCAACUGCUGACUUACAAUAUGCAAUGUUGAUUUCAGCCUUGUACUGUAAAUGAUGUUCUUCACAAAGAGAAUGUGCAAUAGGAAAAGGGAAUGGUGGGUGGCAUACUUUUGAUGGGAAAAACACGUUAGUUUUUUAAAAACAUAGAAAAAAAUGAAAUGCAGCUUAUUUCCUUUUCUUGUGGUGUUUUCUACUUGGAAAAGGAAAGAUGAAGAUAUGUGCCUGUUUCUGUGCCUGGUGAAUUUCUCAAAUGCAAAGGUAAUAGAGAUUUGUGUUAGCUGGGAUUUAAGUGCUGAACCCAUGAAUGUUAGGCUGUGGUUGUAUCGCUUCUGUUUCCUCAGCUUGCCAUGAUUAUGGCUUGCUGAGCUGGAGUUUAAAAGCUACCACCUAUUUGUAUUUGUAUUCCAUCACCUGGGAUAGGCAUUUCACCAACAGUGCAGGGUAUCUGUUGAUGUUUUGUUCAGUUUUUAAAACACUGGUGCUCUUUGGUCCAAGACUGAGAAGCGUGUAGGGAGUGACAAGGAAAGUUGCCUGCACUGCAGAAGAGUGAAAAACAUGACUGCAGUAUUGAUGCCUUUGAUAUGAUUUAACUAUGCAAAUAUACAGAUAGGCGAGGGGGGAAAUUCCUGGGUUGCAUACCUAAUCUCUUAGAUUUUGCUCUGUAAAUUACUUGUAUGUGUGUAGGUACAUACAUAUACACACAGACAUGCAUGCACAUAAAUAUGCAAAGUCUUUUCUUUAUGUAGAAGUGAUGAAACAAAACCCUUUCCUCCAAGUUAUACUUGAUCAAUUGGUGCAAAUAUAACUUGCUGCUAAAGGAGGAUCUUGGCUAAGGGCAAACUGAUUCGUAUCUUUCAGGUUUGAAGACCUGUAUGUAGCAAACACUUCAUUUAGCUUUUCUGAAGACUCUGAAUUGUAAUUUAGGACACAUGUUCUUCCUCAUGUUGUGAUAAUUUGGAGAUUCCUGUAUUUUAAACAACUAUAGCGAUGGGCAACUUUUUGAUUGCAAAUUAUUUCCUCUAAUUAGGAAAAAAAAUUAUAAAAAGCAUCUGGACCUCUUCCCUGGAAUUCCUGUCCUGUUCAGUCAAUACCUUGAUAUUCUGGUUGACCUAGAAGUCAAAGCUACUGCAAUAAAAGUAAUUGAUUUGGCAGUUUAAUCUCAGUUUUUAAUACUGUGUACAGUGUAUAGCAAGUGCUAUUUCUCUUUUUUGGAACAAGGAAAUCAAGGAUGAGAUGUGAUUUUCCCACAGUCACAAAAGGAAUCUCCUGGAGCCGGGACUGAAUGAGAGGUUCCAGUUCCCUAGCGUUAUCUCUGAAUCACGAGGUUUUACUCUUUUAAUAUAUUUAUCCCUUAGAAGAACUGGAAAAUAAGUUGACAUACCCUGAAGACCCACAUCAGGACAGUAAGGGCUAGAAUUAAACAUACAAGCUGUCAUGAUUUGGGGUUGUUACACGCGUGGUGGCCCAGACGCACGGAGUGAAGGCCAGCACAGCAUGUCAGUGUCAGUAACAGCAGCAAACCUGUGUCCUGCUCUGUCUGUUCAGAAUUGUCCAACAAAACCAGUCUUGUUUGAUGCCCCUCUUAACUAAGGAGGGCAAAUACCAUUGUACAGUGAAGUGGGUUCAUCUUUGUUCUACCAGUCAGUGUCACUGACCAUUUCUUCCUUGUGGGGCUUUCUCCCUUUUUCUGUAAACCAAAAUCUGGAGGGCUUAAUUGUUCUUUCUUGCCUCUUAAUCCAGGCCUUUGCAGAGAAGCACCAGAUAGGAAGGUUGUGGAAAACUUUGGAUUGCUGAUUCAGGGACAUCCUCUUAAGAUUUAGAAGACUAGAGUUAUAAAAUACAAAAGGGAUCUGACUAUUCCUGUUUCUCUUCUAAUAUAUGGUCAAGACUGCAGCUUCUGUCUUCCAUUUCAUGAUGUCAGUGUAGAUACUAGGCUGUGUUUUUUCAUUAUUUCCCCUCCAAGUUAGGAUUAGUUCCUUAGGUUCAAAUCAGUUCUGAAUUUCACAGAGAAGCACCUGAACCAAAACCCUGGAUUCAAACAUCCCAGACUUGAUGUGGAAUUCAAAUCUGGAUCCCGACUCUGUGGCUUACUAACCUACCCAUUCAGGGAAGGGUUUGUUGUCUCUAUGUGGUGUUUGUGUUUUUGGUCCUUUGGAACUAAGCUUUUAAUUUGGUUGCCAGUUCUGCAAGGACUUUUUAACUUCUUAGCAAUGCCGGUGUUCACACGCUCCAUUGCUGGCAGUGCGAUGCGUAGUGAUAAAAUUUGACUCUGUCUAAGGGUUACUGAGAUAAACCAGCAUUACCAUUCGUAAAGGUCAUUUCUUGCAUAGUGUUCCGAGCUUGGUAUUUGAAUAUAGCUCGCACCUGAAAGGACACAUCUUCCAACUAUGACCUGCAUCACUGGCAGAGAGUUGUGUAAUCUGUACUUGUGGAAUGGGAAGGUACAAGCUUCCAUCGUUGCUGAUGCAUCGUGUAAUCCACCUAUUUUGUUUUUCUUAUCGCUGUUGUUUGGUUAAUACUUUUUUUUUUUUUCAGUUUUAUAGAAAAAAAAUGGGGAAGUUCAGGAUUUUUUCUACAUGGUAUAAAACUCCAAUGAAUUAGUAGUGACUAAAGAGCUGUGAAAAAUACCCCAUUAGGAGAUGAUGGGCUAAAUGUAGGUCCAUUUCUCUUAGACAAGUAGGAUAACCUUUAAGAUGCAUGGAACAACAUAAAAAUCGGGAAAACUAAAGCUGACAUUUGUUUCCAAGAAAUUCUGUGAGAACUAUCUAUGGAAAAGACAUCAGUGAUUGAGAAUAAUGUACAAAUUAAUGUGUUUGAAACUUGUGUAUCCAUUUCUUUAAUCUCAUACUCUUCAGUGAACGGUACACUUGUGUUCAGUUUUAUGAUCAAAAACAAAGACCAAAGAAGGCCAGCCUCAUUUGAUUGUGUAUAUUCUGCCUGUCUUAAUUAUCAAUAGCUGUAAGGAUACAGUGCAAGUGAUCUGGUAACCAGUGGUUCUCGUCCUUUUCUUUUAGGGGGGGAAAAACAAUUUUAAAAUGUAUAAUUUAUUGCUCAGCAAUAACCAUGUUGUUAAAAUAAUAAUAAAAAAAUGAAUUAGCAACAUGUCUUAAUUUCCCAAUAGCAUUAUUAUAUGUUGUAUUUCAGUUUACUGUAUAUUGUGUUUUUGUAUUUAUUUGUGUUUGGAGGUCUUGCUAUGUCUUUUUGUGUUUUAAAUGCUAAUAAACAAGGACAGUGUGUAAGAGUGUAGAAUGCUGAACUCUGAAAUGCUAAACUGUGUUAUUAAAGGAAAAAUAAAUAAGUAGGAAAUAAUAUUUUUUAAAAAAA